Galleria mellonella (greater wax moth) is the source of this 6779-nucleotide messenger RNA. It is a transcript of the gene Zir, whose product is annotated as dedicator of cytokinesis protein 7. The transcript has 40 exons. Gene Ontology annotation, molecular function: guanyl-nucleotide exchange factor activity. Gene Ontology annotation, biological process: small GTPase-mediated signal transduction; positive regulation of GTPase activity. NCBI's taxonomy places the organism in Eukaryota, Metazoa, Arthropoda, Insecta, Lepidoptera, Pyralidae. The record is from RefSeq and is a predicted model, not a curated record. Bases 151 to 6141 code for a protein of 1996 amino acids.
AAAAGUUUUCAAAAAAGUCAUUAAUGUCAAAACGGAUUUGUUUGUUUCUGUCGGUUUCCGUUUGAUUUAUAUGAAUCUUAUAAGAUUAUAAUUUAUUGGUGUAAAUAAAUAAACUUUUAUAUCAGCAGUUUAGCUUUAGUUCAAUUUUAGAUGACACUAGGACGCAAGUAUCAACACUCUUCCGGGAAUGCUGGGGAUGCUCGAAAGGUGUAUGCUAACCAGUCGAAGGUGGGAACUCUGUCUGGGUGCUCGUCAUCAAUAUCAUUGUGCGACAUGAUCGAACCACCAGACUAUGAGGAGGUGUACGAGAGGCUGGUCGGUGAGCGAGACCCGCUCGCGUACCCAGCCUCCGACAUCGAAUUGUGCAUUGUGCCAAAGAAGAUACGCACACUCACACAUGUGCUGCCUGAUGAAGACUUGACCAAAGCGCCGAUGUUCGUCCGCGACUGCAUACGAUGUUACACUCAAGACUACACCGUUGUGGAGUACAAGUACAGAAUGUACUCCGCGUCGGUGUUCAACCGCGACCGGAUCAGCGAGCGCCUCGAGAAACUUCAGGCGGCGCCGCGCCACCAGUACGAAAUCGAUGCCGACCCACCCACAGUGUCCACUGAGGAAUUGGUCCCCAACCAGUUUGAAUCUCAACCAUCAAGUGGACGUCAAUCAGUUGCUUCCAUCUCAUCCUCGUCAUCUUGCAAUGAAACACUGACUCCCCGAGGUUCGUGGGCGAGUCUGGACCUGCGCAGUUCCUCAUCUGACCCACUGCUGCCUGACCUCUUUGAGAGGAAGCCGAUGGAACAAGUGGAUGCUAUAAACGAAGCUAGAAGGUUGGAGAAUCGACAACCUGAUCUCUUAGGUCUGUAUAUCCCGUACCUGGAUGAGGAGGAGGCGGUGGAGAGACGGCUGCCUGCUGAGAUGCCGUGUGAGCUGAUGGGCCAUAGGAUACUGGUUAACUGUCACCAGCUGAAACUAGAAUUGGAUGUGGAACCACUGUUCGCUUCCAUGGCACUUUUCGACGCCAAAGAGAAGAAGAAACUAUCAGAGAACUUCUACUUCAACCUGAACUCCGAGUGCACCAAGCAGAUGCUCUCAGCCCACAUUCCUCACGCGGACAUCUCGACCCUCAGCCGGAGUGCAAUAUUCGACAUAUUGAAUCCGUCCCCUGAUGUGUUCCUUGUAGUUCGUGUUGAGAAAGUCCUCCAAGGAGAUGUGAAUGAGUGUGUUGAACCUUAUAUCAAGGAUGAUAAGAACCGCGAAAAAGUGCGAGCGAGUGCUCAAGCGGCAUGCUCCCGCCUCGGGAAGUACCGCAUGCCGCUGGCCUGGAGUGCUGUAUCCUUGUUGAACAUCCUUAGCGGAUCCAACAGUUUGGAGCGAGAGCAGGCGGACAAUAACAGUCUAUCGACCAAUUCCAGUACUAAUAGUUUAGACCGUAAAGCAUCGUCGUCGAGUUUGGAGCAGCUGCGGCGACGCGCGGGAGAAGUUGGCGGUUCAUUGACCCGCAAAGGGUCAGUAGAGCGGCGCGGCCCGCCCCCCGCGGCCGGCGCGUUCACCCCGCACGCGGCGCACUCGCCCCACGCGCACGACGACCUGUCCGCGCAGCUGCUCACCUUCAAGCCCAUCGUCAUCACCGUCACUAGCUUCUUCAAGCAGGAACCGGACAAACUCCGCGACGAGGACUUGUACAAAUUCUUGGCGGAAAUAAAGCGGCCAAGUUCAGCCCCGAAGAAACUGAAGUGCAUACCCGGUACCCUGAAGAUAGAAGUGUCGCCGUGUCCGGAGGAGAUCAAAAACGGUCUGACGCCUGAAUUGGCUAAAUUGAACCCUUAUGGAGACGAGAAUGUCCGGCCGUGUAAGGAAGUGCUGUCGUUCCCGCUGAGCUGGGCCGCGGCGCCGCACUACCAGUACCGCAACCUGCUGUACCUGGCCGUGCGGGAGAUCAACCUCGCCGCCUAUACCUCACGCGCCGGCUCCGCCAGGAACAUCACCGUCCGUAUCCAGCUGAUGUCGGGCGAAGACCAGGCAGCCGCGCUUCCGGCCAUCUUCGGGCGCAGCUCGUGUCCAGAGUUCACUACCGAGGCAUACACCACCGUGUUGUACCACAACAAGAACCCGUCGCUGUACGACGAGAUAAAGCUGAAGCUGCCAGCCGACCUGGGCGACCACCACCACCUGCUGUUCACGUUCAUGCACGUGUCGUGCCAGCGGAAGCCGGUCGCGCCCGAGCACGAGAAGAACGUCGAGACCACCGUCGGAUACUCGUGGUUGCCGCUGUGCCGCAACGGGAAGCUGACGUGCGGCGAGUUCAACCUGCCGGUGAUGCAGGAGGAGCCGCCGCCCAACUACUCGUUCAUCUUCCCGGACGUGCAGCUGCCCGGCACGCGCUGGAUCGACAACCACAAGCCCAUCUUCAGCAUCGCACUUGACGCGCACACCACCGUGCACCCGCUGGAUGGGUAUAUCGAACGAUUCUCAAUGGCGUGCGAAGCAGUGCUAGAGGGCAAUAUACCGCCACGAAUAGGACUCACAAAUAUGGAAGCAGAACUACGGACUAGCAUAUCGGAGCUGCCGACGGCGAACGUGGAGGUGCUGGCGCGCUACCUGCCGGUGGUGCUGGACAAGCUGCUGCGAUUGCUGGUGGCGCCGCCCGCGCUCGCCGGACACACGCUCAACAUCGCGCAGGACGUCUUCACCUGCCUCGCGCACAUCUUCACUGAGAUCACGAACAUGAACGAGGGCGCCGGCUGCGACCGGCACGGGCGGAGCGCGCUGCUCAGCACGUAUAUACAGUACCAGUGCACCGCGCCGCGGCCCAGCCUCGCCGACCGCGACAUCGGCCUGCCGCUGCCUCCCUCAGUCAUGAGCGACGGAUCCUGCAAAAUCCUGCACGAGGAACUGGCACUGCAGUGGGUGGUCGCGAGCGGUGCCACCAGGGAUCUCGCCAUGCACAACUCCUGGGCUCUGUUCGAACUGAUGGUAAAGUCAAUGGUGGAGUACCUGUACUGGAGCGGGGCGCACGAGGCGCCGAGGAAGGCACGCUUCCCGGACCAGUUCACCGAUGACCUCACCACCCUCGUCAACAACAUCACCGCCGAGAUCAUCUCCAAAUACGGAAAGAACAGCAGACUUACACAGAGCUUAAACAAUAGCUUGGCAUUCUUCUUGUUCGAUCUGCUGAGCAUUAUGGACCGUGGGUACGUGUUCAACCUGAUCCGAAGCUACUACAAGCAAAUGUGUGCGAAGAUAGCUUCCCUACCGGACGCAGUGCCGCUCGUACAGUACAAGCUCGCGUUCCUGCGUAUAAUCUGCUCGCACGAGCACUACGUGUCGCUGAACCUGCCGGUGGCGGCGGGAGGGGUGGGAGGGGCGGGCGGCGCUGGCAGCGGCUCAGUGUCGCCGGCGCCGUCGUCGCACUCGCUCGCGUCGCAUUCUAGCGCUCCGCACCACCAGCUCAGCCACGAGUUCCGCUCGCGGCACUACCUCGCCGGCCUGCUGCUUACCGAGCUCGCUAACGCACUCGAGUUGCAGAGCCCGGCGCUGCAGGCGAGCGCGGCGGGCGCGGCGCUGGCGCAGCUGGCGGCGCACGACGCGGACCCGCGGCUGGGCGGCGCGGAGGCGCGCGCGCGCCUCGCCGCGCUCUACGCGCCGCUGCUCGGCCUGCUGCUGGACGCGCAGCCGCACCUGCACCGCGGGCCCGCGCCGCACCACGACAUACUACAAUUUGACAGCGAGAUCAGUCAAUUUGAGAAUUUUUACUCAACGCCACCCACAAAAGCAGAGGUCAAGCAGGCCGGGCGCGCGCCGCUGAACAGCGAGACGAGCCGCAACCUGGUGAUGUGCCUGGUGUGGCUGCUGAAGAGCACGGAGCGCGGCGCGCUGGCGGCCGCCGUGGCCGAGCUGCCGCCGCGCCGCCUGCGGGCGCUGCUGGCGCUGCUCGACCUCGGCUUCCGCUGCCACGAGUACAAGGGCCGAAAGGAGAUCAUGAAGUGUGCUCAGCAGAAUGUACGAAAGACUACAGACAUAAAAUCCAAGCUCGAGGACGUCAUACUCGGCCAAGGGUCGGCACGGAAUGACUUUAUCAUGAGGCGUAAAGGCGGAUGCCGGCGCGAGCGCUGGCGCAAGGAAUGGGUUCGUGGCGGCGCUCGCGAGGCGGGCGGCGGCGCGGCGCCGCGGCCGCCCGCCGACCUGGCCGCCGCACUCGCCGCCGAGGUCGCGCUCACGCUGCUGCACGCGCUCGAGACCAUCGUGCAGACGUGCAGCAGCCUGGAGUGUGGGCAGAGCGUGUGCAGUGCAGCCUUGCAAGUGUUGCUACGUGCCCUGCAGCGUAAUCAAAGUACUACCGUGCUGCAACACAUGUUUGCAUCUGUACGCGCGCUCAUACUCAAGCUGGGCUGGUCGUGCUGCGGCGAGGAGUCGGGCACGUGCCGCGUGCUGCUGCGGCACUGCGCCGCGCCCGCCGCGCCGCCGCGCGCGCACGCCGCCGCCGCGCUCUACGCGCUCAUGCGCCAGCACUACCAGCUCGGCAACAACUUCAGCCGUGUAAAGAUGCAAGUGACAAUGUCACUCUCAUCCCUGGUCGGCACAUCUACCACCUUCAGCGAGGAGUCGCUGCGACGUGCCCUCAAAACCAUCCUCGUGUAUGCCGAGCACGAUACCGACCUGCAAGACACUUCUUUCCCAGAGCAAGUAAAGGAUCUCGUAUUCAACCUGCACAUGAUCCUCUCUGAUACGGUGAAAAUGAAGGAGUUCCAAGAGGAUCCGGAGAUGCUGCUCGACUUGAUGUACCGGAUCGCGCGCGGCUACCAACACAGCCCCGAUCUGAGGCUCACGUGGCUCAAUAAUAUGGCGCAGAAACAUAUGGAGCGGUCGAACCACGCGGAGGCGGGCAUGUGCCUGGUGCACGGUGCAGCGCUGGUGGCCGAGCAGCUGGGCGCCGGCGGCCGCGGCGCCGCCCUGCUGCAGCGCCGCGUCACGCACAACGCGCUCGACGAGAGCUGCGCCGACACGCUGCACCACCACCUCACGCACCUCGAGCUGCAGGCGCUGCUGGAGCACGCGGCGAGCGAGCUGAUGACAGCCGGCAUGUAUGAGGCGGUCAACGAAGUGUACAAGGUGCUCAUACCCAUCGCGGAGGAGCACCGCGACUACAAGAAACUCGCCAACAUACACAACAAGCUGAACGAGGCGUUCACCCGCAUCGACCAGCUGCACGGCAAGCGCGUGUUCGGCACGUACUUCCGCGUGUCGUUCUACGGCAGCCGCUUCGGCGACCUGGACGGCGAGGAAUUCGUCUACAAGGAGCACGCGCUCACCAAGCUGCCCGAGAUAUUCAGCCGCCUCGAGAACUUCUACGGGCAACGUUUCGGGCCGGAGAACGUGGUGAUAAUAAAGGACUCGAACACGGUGGACACGAGCACGCUGGACCCGGGCAAGGCGUACAUACAGAUCACGUACGUGGAGCCGUACUUCGAGCCGCACGAGCUGCGCAAGCGCGCCACGCACUACGAGCGCAACUACAACAUAAAGCGGUUCAUGUUCGCGACGCCGUUUACGGCGGGCGGGCGCGCGCACGGCUCGCUGGCCGAGCAGUGCAAGCGCAAGACCGUGCUCACGACGGCGCAGCACUUCCCCUACCUCAAGACGCGCCUGCACGUCGUGCAGCGCGCGCACCUCGUGCUCUCGCCGCUAGAGGUCGCCAUCGAGGACAUACAGAAGAAGAUAAACGAGCUAGCUGCCGCCACCAACCAGGAGCCGGCCGACCCCAAGAUGCUGCAGAUGGUCGUGCAAGGCUGCAUAGGGACCACCGUCAACCAGGGGCCGCUGGAACUGGCUCAGGUAUUCCUGGGGCCCGUGGCGGACGGCACGCAGCCUCCGACGCGGCUCACCAAUAAACUGAGGCUCGCCUUCAAAGAUUUCUCCAAAAAAUGCCACGACGCGCUGAAGAAGAACAAGAACCUGAUCGGCAGCGACCAGCGCGAGUACCAGCGCGAGCUGGAGCGCAACUUCGCGCGCUUCACGGAGCGACUGGCGCCGCUCGUGCAGCCCGCGCCCGCCUCCGCCUCCGCCUCCGCCUCCGCUGCCGCCUCGCACGCCGCGCAGCUCACAAAUGGACUGAGCAAACAUGACUACAAAUGUCAAGCUUAAACACAAACGAACUAAACGGACUCGAUGGUAACUUAGAUAUUAUAUUAUACCCUUAUAACGACCAAAUAAAUGUGUUAGUGUCGACAUAUAUAGAUAUAUAACCUAUUGUAUUAAUGUAAUGAUUUAUUAAAAUAACGCUUUUUUGCUCCUUAAUGGGCAAAGUCCAUUUAGGCAAUCAUAUUUUCUAACUUUUUGUUUAUAAAUAUUAACAUCACAAAGAUAGCCAGUGAUUCUUUGCAAUUAUUCCUAUUUAUUUUUUUGUACACUACACUACUUUGACAUAAAUGUAGGGUUUGUUUUUAUUACAUUUUUAUUUGGAAAUAUUUCCAAAAAAGAAAUAUAGCUAAAAAUACGUGCAUAAUUAAUGAGAGUCCCCCCUUUAUUCAUAAAAACUAAAACCUGUCCCUUUCUUUCAAAUUAAGAAUAUACUGCAAAAGAAAAGGACAAAACAAUAACUAAAAUAGGUUUAUAAGAGCUUUAACGUUUUGAUAAAAGAGGGGGAUUACUAUAAGAAUAUUCUACAGAAUUUGUCAGACGAUUGCUAUUCGUAUUUGAUAAAUAUAAAUAAAUUCUGGACUAGAAAAUUUCUAUAAUGGUAUUUGAACAUAGAUAUUGAAAUUUGAAUACACGAACAGCUC